Phalaenopsis equestris is the source of this 901-nucleotide messenger RNA. RefSeq names its product NDR1/HIN1-like protein 2. The transcript has a single exon. The record is from RefSeq and is a predicted model, not a curated record. Gene Ontology annotation, biological process: defense response to other organism. Bases 118 to 753 code for a protein of 211 amino acids. Lineage: Eukaryota; Viridiplantae; Streptophyta; Magnoliopsida; Asparagales; Orchidaceae.
AACUUUAUUCCUUUCCUUCUCCAGCCCAAAGCAACAAGAAACCACCAUAACUGUCCUCUUCCCUUCAUUGUUCAAUCCAAUUCCUUCCCAACUUGCCUUCACCCUCACCACUACAUCAUGUCUUCUUCCUCUCCGGCCACCGUUGAUGUCCACUCCCAACUCCAUCUCCACCAGAGCCAUACCCGUGCCGCAAGAACUCGCUUCUACGCCCACCGAGUUCGUGAGAGCCUCACAAGCCGCAUCGCCAUGUUUCUAUGCUCCAUUCUCCUCACCCUCCUCUUCAUCUCAGGCAUCAUCAUCCUCAUCCUUUGGCUUAGCCUUCGUCCCCACCGCCCUCGCUUCUACCUCUCCUCUUUCUCCACCCCCUCCUUCUCCGCCGUCACCUUCGAUAUCUCUGACCGCAACCCUAACUCCAAAAUCGCCAUCUACUACAGCGACAUUAGUGCUACUGUGUUUUAUGACAACCAACAGCUAACAAAUGGUAUCGUCCAAUCCGCAUUCUACCAGCCGCCAAAGAACACUACGGAAAUUGUUGGCCAGCUCGUCAUCGCCAGCGGACAAAAUAUUGCUAGAGAUGCGAGCAUCGGUCGGGUGUCAUUACGGCUCGAGCUCAAUUCAAUUGUCCAAUUCAAGCUAUCCACAUGGGACACUCAUCACCACAACAUGCACAUAAGCUGUGACUUGGCUGUGGGGUCUGAUGGAAACCUCUUGCCAGAGUUCCAAGGGGAGAGGUGCUCCCUCUACUUCGGUUAAUCACAUAGCAUUAUCACCUUUAUUUUAUUGGUUAUAUUGCCUUUUCUUUUCCUAUUUAGCUUAACAUUUACUAUUGUUGCAUUGAUUCAAAUAUUAAUGUCUGUCUAAAGAUGGGACUUUAGGGUUGUAAAAUUCCAAAUCACUUAGA